This is a messenger RNA of Aspergillus puulaauensis, 2550 nucleotides long. RefSeq names its product putative telomere silencing protein Zds1. The transcript has 3 exons. Gene Ontology annotation, cellular component: cytoplasm; cell septum. Gene Ontology annotation, biological process: positive regulation of G2/M transition of mitotic cell cycle; establishment of cell polarity. Lineage: Eukaryota; Fungi; Ascomycota; Eurotiomycetes; Eurotiales; Aspergillaceae. Bases 1 to 2550 code for a protein of 849 amino acids. The record is from RefSeq and is a predicted model, not a curated record.
AUGCAGGCUUCGACGAGCCCCCCAGAGGCUGGCGGAGGAUAUACGGCGCGGCGAGGCCAUACGCCUCAGUUGUCGAUUAGCGACCCAAGCCACCAUGUCACCGAAGCCAUCGGGCACAUGUACGACGAUGACUACGAUAAUAAGAGGGAUUCUAGACGACUCAGCUAUAUAUCAUCUCCGUUGAGUGAAUCUAUAUCGAUCGUUCCCCAAACCCGGCCAGCCGAACCUUCUUCUCCACAGUCAUUAAGGGUGCAGAGUGGUUCAGAUGGCGGUCAUCAGCGACUUCCCAACGGGCAAUCCCAGCCUUCUACUCCCAGAACCAAAGCAUCAGAUAGCUCCCCGACCUCUCCAGGAUCAUCCGACACCGCCAAUACGUCCUUCCCCUUGAACGAUAUCGACUAUGAGUCUGACCCACAAGCGGUGGCACAGGAACUCAAUAACCUGGCCGCCAUCCGGCGAAUGUCCAUGGAUGUUACUGCUACCGGCGAUCCCGAUCUCCCAAGCUUCAAUUUCCCGGUUCCUUCGAUAGCGCCCUCUCCCUCUGCCGAUGAAAACGAUACCUCGAGGUUAUUCUGGGUUCCUGCAAGCCUGCACCCGGAGCUGGCUCCGAAGGAGUUCAAGUCAUUUCUUGAGAGUAAAUCGGACCAUAUCAAACGCAGAUCGGGCGAUUUCUCGUCGUUGAGCCCUGACCGUCAAAACUCGAAUAGCUCUCUUACUCGGAAACGGUCUAUGCUAUCAAAACAAAUUGACAAUGGCCAAGGUUAUACGGAUGGUGCUGAAAGACUAGAACGGAAGCGGUCACAGACUAGAGACCCUCCGGGGCCGAACCUACACGAGAUAGGAGAUCUGGUGAACGAUACGGCACAGCGGACUCCGAGUACCUCGUCCUUAUUAGAAAGCGUUCAAUCUCUUAACAUCACAACCGAGGACGAUAAGCCAAUUUUACCACCUGCGCCACCAGGCCACAGCCUCAGGCGGUCUACGAGAACUCAGUAUCGGAAGGCGGGCAGCUUAAAGAAGGAACGUCCUUCUCUUGGUGCAAGGAGGACGGGCCGAACCUCCGGGUCGAAGGAUACGCUAGAGUCGAUCGUUGGAUCAUCCAGUCAGGAACCGAUACUAGGCCUGACUCGCGUGUCAACUGACCCAACCCCGAGUGUCACGCGUGCUCAAGCCUUGGCUAAGUCCCAGGGCUCGGCGCAGCAGCCGCUUCCUCCCACAGCCCCUCCAGGUACUACGUUUGAUUCAAUACCGGAAGACUCGCAACAUACAAAGGAUGGAUCGCACGGACAGCCGUUAACCGACUCUGUAAACCGGGUGAAUGUGCCUCAGCAACCUCGCCAAUGGGAUUCUCACGUUGAUUCGAAUGAACGGGCAGCUUCUGUGGCUCAAGAUCAAAAGAUUCCGGAGAUUGUUGAAACACCUCCAGCCGAGUUCCAUGCGACUCCGUCAUACAGCUCACAGCCUAACCACGUCCCACCACGUGUAUCAAGCCAUGAUCCGCCACGACAGCACAAGGCGGAAAGCAAGCACCCACUGGCAUCUUCGGGGCACCACAAAGAGUCGGCAUCAACCUUGAACGAGUUUGCCAGCAAUCCACAGGCGUUACCAGGCAAUAGCACCCGGACAGACAGUCUUUCCUUUAUCCCAACCUUGUCGGAAGACCGAAAAUCAGAAUCGAAGAAAAACAAGGAUAAAAAGGAUUCAGAAGGUGGACGCAAAUCAAGCUGGCAUUGGUUUCUGGGCUCGGAGGACAAGGAUAAGGAGAAGAAGAAGGAUAGUGACUCCAAAAAGAUCAAGACGAAGCUGGUGGACAAGGUGCAUGACGCAGCAAGUGUUCUUCCAGCUUCCGGUGAAAGCCAACGGCGCGAAAGUGCUAUUUUCGAUCGAAACCAUGACUCGAAGCUGGAAGAAGAGCGGAAGAAAGACAACGCGCGAAGAUCAUCAGCAGAGAAGAAAGAAAAAGAAUCCGGUUUAUUCUCUUCCAUUUUCGGUGGUGGCAGGAAGAAGAACAACGAACACCAUCACAAGAAAAGCUUGUCCCGGACGCUAUCUCCUGAGCCCCCAGUCCGCGUGCUCCAGCCCGAUGUUGACUAUCCCUGGACCCGAUUCUCAAUAUUGGAGGAGCGAGCCAUUUACAGAAUGGCUCAUAUCAAGCUUGCAAAUCCUCGGCGUGCUCUUUACUCUCAGGUGCUCCUCAGCAACUUUAUGUACUCGUACCUUGCAAAGGUCCAGCAAAUGCACCCGCAUAUGAUGCUUGCAUCGUCAGCAUCACAGCGGCAGCAACAAAAAGCUAGAGAGCAGUCUGAAGAGUAUCUGCAGUACCAGAGGUACCAAGAGUCCCAGGAUCAACAAUAUGGUGACAACUCCUACGACGAUUCUCAAAUGUAUGAUUACGGCGAUGAUUCGCAUAAUUACCAACAAGAUUCGCGAGGGAGCAAACACCAGGGCUACGACAACGGAAAUGCAUAUGGGCCUGGCCACUACCAAUACGGGCAUAUGUCGUUUGGUGACGAUGUGCAGUUAGAUGAUGAUGACGAUGACAUGUGGUGA